This is a messenger RNA of Diachasma alloeum, 1236 nucleotides long. Its product is annotated as putative tyramine receptor 2. The coding region runs from base 1 to 1236 and encodes 411 amino acids. Gene Ontology annotation, molecular function: octopamine receptor activity. The transcript has a single exon. NCBI's taxonomy places the organism in Eukaryota, Metazoa, Arthropoda, Insecta, Hymenoptera, Braconidae. The record is from RefSeq and is a predicted model, not a curated record. Gene Ontology annotation, biological process: adenylate cyclase-activating adrenergic receptor signaling pathway. Gene Ontology annotation, cellular component: membrane.
AUGAACGUCAGCGGUGAAUCCGGUGGAACUAUGGCCGUAGCUGAUGAAUACGACGAUGCAUGUAGCAGUGGUGAAGAAGAUGCAGGUGCAACAUUACCACCGUGGGAAGCAGCAGCUGCUUCUCUGACCCUGGGCUUUCUAAUCCUAGCGACAGUCCUAGGAAAUGCACUCGUGAUACUCUCCGUAUUCACCUAUCGCCCACUUCGAAUCGUUCAAAACUUUUUCAUCGUCUCUUUGGCGGUUGCAGAUUUAGCAGUAGCAAUUCUUGUGAUGCCCUUCAACGUUGCGUAUCUCCUCUUAGGAAAAUGGAUCUUUGGCAUACACUUCUGUAAGCUUUGGUUGACAUGUGAUGUUCUCUGUUGUACAGCAAGUAUUCUGAAUCUGUGUGCAAUAGCAUUGGAUCGUUACUGGGCGAUAACAGACCCAAUAAAUUACGCCCAGAAGCGCACACUCAAACGAGUACUAGGUACAAUUGCUGGUGUUUGGGUCUUAUCAGGAGCAAUAAGUUCACCGCCAUUAGCAGGAUGGAACGAUUGGCCAGAAGAGAUAGAGCCUGGAACACCAUGUCAACUGACACGUCGUCAAGGUUACGUUAUAUACUCAUCACUGGGGUCUUUUUUCAUACCACUAUUACUGAUGAGUCUCGUAUACCUCGAGAUCUUCUUAGCCACCCGAAGACGUCUCCGUGAGCGUGCAAGGCAGAGUAGACUUGGCGUUGUAACCUCGACACGACACAGGAAUGAGGUGGAUGAUGCCGAAGAGUCUGUGAGUAGUGAAACUAAUCAUAAUGAACGAUCAACAAUGCGUGUUCACGCUAAACCGUCACUAGUUGUCGUCGAGGAUGAUGCUGUUACUGAGGUCACUAUCAGCGACCCCGUUAAGAAAAAAGAACACACCAGGCGACACGGAGUAUCUGCUAGCAGCGACACUAAUGGUGGUGGUACGUCUACAACAGUCUACCAAUUCAUAGAGGAACGACAGAGGAUUUCGUUAUCUAAGGAAAGGCGGGCCGCCCGAACUCUCGGAGUCAUCAUGGGCGUCUUCGUCGUGUGCUGGCUACCGUUCUUCCUCAUGUACGUCAUCGUACCGUUCUGCCCUGCAUGCUGUCCCUCAGAGGGUGUUGUGUAUUUCAUUACUUGGCUGGGCUACAUCAACAGUGCGUUGAAUCCACUCAUCUACACAAUUUUCAAUCUUGAUUAUAGGCGAGCUUUCAGGAGACUCCUUCAUAUUCAUUGA